Messenger RNA from Triticum turgidum subsp. durum (durum wheat), 597 nucleotides. NCBI's taxonomy places the organism in Eukaryota, Viridiplantae, Streptophyta, Magnoliopsida, Poales, Poaceae. The record is from the annotation of a GenBank genome assembly.
AUGGCGGAAGAUGCUGGUAGUCGGAUUGAGGUGGCCAACCUCCUUUCCCUCGGCGAGGACCUCGUCGGGGUGCUCCUGGGCAGCAAGGACGGCGAAGCCCUUGCGCAGGCCUGCGACGGGGCACGGAUGCUGCGCUCCGCCUGCUGCUCCGAGUCCGGGGACCUCGAGCUCCAAGUCAAAGAGUAUGAGGAAAAAUUGAACUCCUGCAAGGAAAAGGUUGACAAGUCAAAAGCUGAAACAGUUACUGAUGAAGAACUGAACACGCUACGAAAUGAGAUGGAGGAGAAACUCCGGGGGGAGCAACAGCUUCGCCAAGACUUAAGAGCGGUGAGUGAUGAGCUUGAUAACCUAGACCGUCAAAGGGCUUCUAUAGAAGAAAGAAAGGAUGCUGUCAAGAAGAAGGAGAAAGACAUGCUGAAGGCACAAAGUAUGCUCUCCAUGUGUGUGUCAGUUACAAAUAUCAUGCCAGAUUUCGAAGAUCAGGAGAAGAUUUCUGGAUAUAUUGUUGACAAGAACAGGAAGAAGCUAGAUAAGUUCGAAUUUGAGAAGACAAUGUCACCAGUUGAGAUCGGGGACAAGCUUUGGAAAAUGAUGUAG